Molecule: messenger RNA, 1092 nt
Organism: Entamoeba nuttalli P19
Lineage: Eukaryota; Evosea; Mastigamoebida; Endamoebidae
Exons: 4
Coding region: 1-1092 (363 amino acids)
Source: RefSeq, a predicted model, not a curated record
AUGGCUUUACCAAAAAUAUUGGGUCUUUCUAUUCGUAAUAGUUGGGGAAAUAAAUACCAAAAAAUAGUUGAAAGAAGAGAUAACUAUUUGUCAUUAAUAGGUGAUGAUUCACAAUACACUUUAUCAAAUACCGAGAAGACUCAAGUAGGAUAUUUAUUCCAAGGAAAAGAUGAAAGUAUUAGUUCUAAAUUUAGUUUAACAAAUGAAUUUAUUGAAUUAUUUGUUCCACUUCAAAUUCAAAGAAGAGUUGGUGAAAUGGGAAUUGUACUUUCAGAAGAGUCUGUUCGUAACAAUGAUUUAAAAACAGGUAAAAAUGGAUUAGAAAUUAGUUUAAAAAUGAAUAAUAAAGGAAAAGAUCAAGUGCUUUUAACUAUUUUUAAUAAUAAAGAUGAUAGAUAUAAUCAAGUUCAUACUUUAACUUGUAAAAGUUUAAAAACUGCACCAAGAAAUACUGGGAUUUAUAUUGUUUAUAAUGGUGAGUUAAAUACAAUUUCUACUGAUCUUUAUCUUGACGGUGAUCAAGUUAAAUGUUCUAGUGAAAAUUUUAUUAAAAUUCCUAAGAAAGUUUUUAUUUCAUUAAUUGGAAAUGGAUUUAAUGGUUUGGUAAAAGAAAUUAAUAUCGUUAAUAAACUUACUAAACAACCUAAACAACAACUAAUAACAAAAAAAUAUACCAUCGAAGAAAUUAAAGGAAAAUCUCACAACGAAAUUUUAUAUGAAAUUUAUGAUGGUAUCAAAGGAUUAUAUAUCCCUUUAUUAGAUGCUUCAAAACAAUCAGUUGAUUAUGCUCAAACCGUUAAUAAUUUAAAACAUUAUGUCAGAGAUACAUUAAUUCCUAAAUGUGGUAAUGUAGAAGAACCUAUUAAUAUACAAGAAGUCCUUGAUAAGGUUAAUAAAAUUAAUAUUACUAAAACACAAGACUCUAUUAAAGAAUUAACCAAAUUAGAUGCCUUCAAUGAACUUAACUUUGUUACAAGAAAUCCUACUUCAUUUUUAUUCUGGUUUAUCACAUUAGGAGUUCAAGGAUUCACUGUAUUUCUUCUUUAUUUCAUCAUAAAAAAGAAGAAGAAAAUACAAGUUAAUAUGGAAUAA